Phymastichus coffea is the source of this 4526-nucleotide messenger RNA. RefSeq names its product RNA-binding protein Musashi homolog Rbp6-like. The transcript has 8 exons. Gene Ontology annotation, cellular component: cytoplasm. The record is from RefSeq and is a predicted model, not a curated record. The annotation marks the transcript as partial. Gene Ontology annotation, molecular function: RNA binding. NCBI's taxonomy places the organism in Eukaryota, Metazoa, Arthropoda, Insecta, Hymenoptera, Eulophidae.
CACCUGCACGAGCUAUAACCACAGACUCCCCGCCGACCUGCCUAAUUAGCCCAAUUGACUUUUGACUCGAUCUUCUACUCCUGUGAGGGUUACUAACCUACUAUCGUUUCGCAGUAGUAUUCAGAAAAUUCAAGUAUCGUCAUGGAAGGUCAAAACGCGAUGGAAGUUGUUGGAAAUGACGAGGUUGGAGAGAAGAAAGAAAAGAAUAAGCGCAAAAGGAUUGUGGAUAAAUUUCAAACCAAAGCUGCAAGGAAACAUCAGAAACGGUUGCGAAAAUUAGUAAGGAAGGAAUACGCAACGAAGGGGAAGUCAGUCAUUAAUAGUGUUUUAGCUAGGAGAUUGCAAAACGAAAAAAUUAAGUUGGUAGCCGAAAAUAUGAUUGAAGAAUUGACUGCUUUAAAAAUAGACAACAAGAUAAAGCAGCAAUGAAUUAAACAUAGAAAUAAUGAAUUUUUAGCAUGUAAUAGCCAUUGGGUGAAAUAAUAUAUAUUUUUGUAGCCACAAAAAAAUUUAUUUACGAAUAAAUUUUUUUUUCUACAAGUACUGAUUACUGCAUUGUUUAUAGCUCCAUUGCACUCAUUAAUAUUUGCGUUUUUCACUGCCCUUAUUUAAAAAAAUUCAUUUUACACAUAUUAUUAAGGAUUCACAGGGUAAGAAUUGAUUAACUAAAGUGCUUUUCAAUGCUUGUCAAUCACACGCUAUUAACUGAAAAAUGUGAUCAGAAGUUGGAUUUUAUUUGAACGCAUGAAGAAAUGACUAAAUUAAUGUAACCUAAUAUUGAAUUUAUACAGUUAGCAAACACAGGUACAACAGGUAGUAAGAUCCAUCCAGACGCAAACCCUUCAUCUUUGCAAUUCCAAACUUCGGUCCCGGUGAUAUUGCGUUACGAUGAAGUUUCCAUCGAGUUUCCAUACGUCGAUUAGACUAUAUAGCGUAGCAGCCAUCCGAUCGAAUAACCUGUUCUAAUUAUAAACAACAAAUCGAAUUACACUAGAACAAUUCAAGUGGUAGAUUUGAACAAUUGUCGAGCGCUGCUGUGUGCUAUAGUGUAAUAAUAGCUCCGCCGAAUGAUUUAAAUAACGGUAUAUGCAAUAUUUGAAGAGGCAGCGAUAGACACGCUGACAAGUCGGCAGCUAUCCGAGAAAACAAACAUUUUCAUAACGGACGAGUUGCCACAGUUGAGAAAGCAUUACUACGCUCUUUCGUCAUAAUAUAUAUUCGCUCACUCUUCGUGCAGUGAUGGCUUGGCCGGGGGGACAAGCUGAAUGUACCACGGGCCAAACUAAACGGUCGAGAGAGAAAGAGCGAUCAGCUUGACCGUCAGGCUGUGGUAUCAGUCGUCGUCGCCGUCGCCGUCGUCGCCGUCGUCGUCGCCCGCCAGGUGCCAAAAGUCUCUCACAUAUCUCUCGCGGCCGGUGUGCUCAUUUGUAAGCGUCGCUCUUUUACGUGAACAUCGUAUAUGCAGUAUGUGCAUUGCUCAUGCGUCACAUGUCGCCCGGGCUGUGAAUGGACGUCUCGAAUUACGUUAAUUUUAAGCUCUAACCGAAUCAUUUCCUUAUUUUGCCUUGCUCUGAUGUUCUAAAAAUCGUCAAUAUGAACAUUUAUUCUUAUUGAGCAUUGAACAAUUUUAAUUCGUCGUUCCUUAUUAAUCGACAGAGGAAUGCACGCAUUUGAGAGUGUUUUCUCCAAAAAUAUCAAUCUACCGUAUUCUGUCAGACUAACUUAACAGGACUAAAUUAAAAGAUUUAUAAUAAUUUGAAUAACUGAUGCAGAAAACAAACAAAAAACAAUCUACUUUCCAACGAUUGUGAGUGUAAUUUCAGGCUUUCCAAAGAUAUAUGUAUGUAUUUUGAUUAGAAAAGAAAGAGAAAAAAGAAAAAAAACAGGUGAAUUAGAAAUAAUCUGGAUAUUUUGAAAAAUCGUAAGAUCAUAAAUUGUUGGUCAUUAAUCCCGCGGCGUAGAGACGCGGCCAACUAUCGCGGCUACACCGCGACCGUAAUACGUGCAUAAUAUAUGAGUCUCCCGUGAAGCAUGAGCGAGCCCAUUGCGCAACGCUGAUUAGCGAGCAUGCACGUACAUACGUGUGUGCGUGUGCAGUGCAGUAGAGAUGAGUCAUUCAUUAAUUAUAUCUAGAUUUUUUCGUUAUUUUGCCGUGCGCGCGAAAACGAAUCCCGAUUCAUUGAGCUAUAUUCGUCGUUCUUGCCGCCUCGCAUCCAUCUACGGCGACAGUGUUCCAUUAGACACAAGUUAUAUAUCAACACGCCCGUGUUCGUUAAUAUUUAUGACGUCGUUGAGUGGGUAUUAAAGACACUUUUCCAUGCAUCGCUACGCUAAGCGAGCCCCGGGAAUCCCAUUUGCUUUUUCAUUUUCUAUUGUUAAACUCGUUUAUGUCGACAGCUUCUCAAAUAUUAUCUGGGUUUGAUGUAUUCCGUUCGUUCGUAAAAACAAAACAAAAAUUAGAAAAAGAACUAUGGUUAUUUGUCAACCACCUAUUCAAUCGCGAUGUUUACCUUUGCUGUGCAAACCGGUUCGGUGAAUUUCGCUGUGAUUUGACUAAGAGGAAAUUCCGCACGUGGCUCCAAAAAUCGAUUUUGGAAAAUGCAAAUUUCAAACUGGUAUGCUUAUUGGAUUGUCUCAAUUGAGUCGCCAAGUCAUUAAAAAGUAAAGUUUAAUUUGGAAAUUUCAACUGAAAACUGAUGUCAUUGUAUAGUUCAGCUUUAACAUGUAAUACUGAAAUCCUGUAUUUAUAUAAGCUUCAUUUACGAAAGGAAUACUUUUUCCAAUAUUUAACUCGGCUUCAGACAGGAUUUACGAACGAGAAAACUCAAUUGAUAAAUUAAUGACGAACUUUUGUCAAUAAAUCAAUCUCGUGGUGAAUAUACUUGAAAUAGACUUGCAUUGAUUAGAUAAUGAUUUGGUCGACGUGCACGGGGGAUAAUUAUAUCGUUUGGGACGCUUGUAAUGCUUUCGGUAAAAUAGACGUGUCCUAAAAACAGUACUAGACUAUAUGAGAUGAAGAAGAAAAUAAACUAUAUGGUUUUGGUAACGAUAUCAAAUGGUUGAUAUUGGUUUUGCACACAGACUGGUCGCAUGAUUAUAGGCCGAACCGAUCACAGUAAACCAGGCUCCCGUACAGAGCAGUUGCGAAUCGAUCGAAAUCCAGAAAGAUAGAUAGCAGGUCGGUACGCGGGGGCGGCGGCCCUAUGCGGCAGAUCCGCACAUACCAGCACACACACACUCACAGCACAGACUUGGCCGGCUGCAGUGCAUCGGCGUGACUGCGAGAAAAGUGCAGCCGACGGUGGUGGCGGCGGUGGAGGCGGUCCUCCUUCCUCUCUCACUCGGCGGCACAUAGAAUAUAGAAGAGAGAGAGAGAGAGAGAGAGAGAGAGAGAGAGAACCAGGGACCGCGAGUCGGCGCUUGCGCAGUUUGCUUGACCGGCGCGCCGCCGCGGCCGUCGCCACUAGCUCGGGCAUGGAGCGCAGUGUCGCGUCGAAGCUCUCGCCGAACGCGUCGUCGUGCAGCUCCGUGUCGUACUCGAGAAUAGAGCAGGAAAAAACAACAAAUCAUUUUAACAAAGCUCCCUUGCAAAAAAAUUUCAAAUCGAAAAGAAUUGCCUCAGUUAUACGUACACCAACACGAAAAUCGAAAAAAUCUCGCGCCAGGCAGCCCACAACUAAGCGAGCUCGAGUGCAGUAGUUGGUAGAAAAAAAGUGCGCGGUUUCUUAUCAGCUGACAAGUGUGACAACAGCCCCGGAGAGUCCCUCCUUUGUUUUCGUCUGUGCGAGAAAAAAAGAUCAAUCAAAAUAAUCAGUGAGAUUUAGUGCGCAGGUGUUGCUGAUCUACGAUAAUAAUAAUAAAAAUAAUACUCGUGCCGGCUUUAUUUGAGCGGGGGAGAGGUAAAGACUCCACCGACUACGUCGAGUGCAAAAGAGUGCCGGUAAAGCGCGCGCGGGUGGACAGAUAGAGAGGGGAAAGCAAAGAGAGCGACUAAAGGAGACGAGCUGAGCAAGAUUUUAGCCGACGACGACGUGCUGCUGCUGCUGCUGAGCGAAGAGAUGGAGGCGCAGAGCCAAGAGAUCGUGGCGAGUGGCUCGCCGGCUGAGGUGCCCAACGAUCCAGGGAAAAUGUUCAUCGGGGGAUUGUCUUGGCAGACUAGUCCAGAGAGCCUGAGGGAAUACUUUUCCAAGUACGGCGACAUCACAGAGGUCAUGGUCAUGAAAGAUCCAACAACGCGACGAUCAAGCAGCGGUGAGCCCGCCUCAUCGUAUGUGGUGGACAGUACUGGCUGCAUGUACACGCCAAGGGGUUUUGGUUUCAUCACAUUUGCAGAUCCAGCGAGCGUAGACAAAGUACUGGCUCAAGGCACUCAUGAAUUAGACGGCAAGAAAAUCGACCCGAAAGUAGCGUUUCCUAGGAGGACACAUCCAAAGAUGGUGACAAGGACAAAGAAAAUAUUCGUCGGCGGAUUAUCAGCGCCAACGACGCUGGAGGACGUCAAAAAUUACUUCGAACAAUUCGGCCCG